Messenger RNA from Callithrix jacchus (white-tufted-ear marmoset), 5882 nucleotides. It is a transcript of the gene BBS10, whose product is annotated as Bardet-Biedl syndrome 10. Gene Ontology annotation, biological process: chaperone-mediated protein complex assembly. Gene Ontology annotation, molecular function: ATP binding. Lineage: Eukaryota; Metazoa; Chordata; Mammalia; Primates; Cebidae. The record is from RefSeq and is a predicted model, not a curated record.
GAGUAAGGAAAACAGCCUCUCAUUGUCCAACCUCAGUGAAAUAUCUACAAGAUCAUUUUCUUGCUAAUAUUGGCAUGUUUUGAUUCGCAGAUGAUGUAUGUUGUGCUGUUAUGCUAGUUGAAUCUUCUGCAUCUUACAAAAUACCACUUGUGGGAAUAAUGAACCAGGAGAGUGGUGACCUACCACAGUAAUUUGGUGGGUGUAUCAGGCAUCUGAACCAGAGCAAGUCCAUCUUGAGUAGGGGCUGGGUAAAAUGAGGCCGAGACCUACUAGGCUGCAUUCCCAGAUGAUUAAGGCAUUCUAAGUCACAGGAUGAGAUAGGAGGUUGGUACAAGGUACAGGUCAUAAAGACCUUGCUGAUAAAAGAGUUUGCAGUAAAGAAACCAGCCAAAACCCACCAAAACCAAGAUGGCCACGAGAGUGAACUCUGUCCUCACAGCUACCCUCCUACCAGUGCCAGUGACAGUUUACAAAUGCCAUGACAACAUCAGGAAGUUACCCUAUAUGGUCUGCAAAGGGGAGGCAUGAAUAAUCCACCCCUUGUUUAGCAUACAAUCAAGAAAUAACUGUAAAAAUGGGCAACCAGCAGCCCUCAGGGCUGCUCUGCCAAUGAGUAGCCAUUCUUUUAUUAUUUUUUUUCUCAGUAAACUUGCUUUCACUUUAUGGAGUUGCCCUGAAUUUCUUUCUUGCAUGAGAUCCAAAAACCCUCUCUUGGGGUCUGGAUUGGGACCCUUUUCCUGUAACAGAUAUACUAUAAAUAUUUUAAUGUUGAGUGCUAACUAUGCAAGGUAUAGUGAACAUUCACCUCCUCAAAACCUUGAGAUUUUUUUUUUAUUUGUUAUAUCCGUUGGUUUUUUUGGCGGGGGUUGUUUCGUUUUGAGACAAGGUCUUGCUCUGUCAGCCAGGCUGGAGUGCAGUGGUACAAUCUCAGCUCACUGCAACCUCCCCCUCCCAAGUUCAAGGGAUUCUUACACCUCAGCCACUAGAGUAGCUGAGAUUACAAGCAUGCACCACCAUGCCCAGCUAACUCUUAUAUUUUUAGUAUUUUUAGUAGAGACAGGGUUUUGCUAUGUUGGCCAGGCUGGUCUCGAACUCUUGGCCUCCUGUGAUAGCCCGCCUUGGCCUCCCAAAAUACUGGGAUUAUAGGCAUGAGCCAGGCCCAUUGCUUUUAAAGAUGCGAAAAGCAGAGAUCAAAGAGGUUACUUGGUAGAUGCCACAGGUAAGGAAAUUAACAGCAAACCCAGGUCUGAAUCCAAAGCCCAUACUCUCAAGUGCAUGUGUUUUAGGCCAGGCAAGGUGCCUGUAAUCUUAACACUUUGGGAAGCCAAGUCUGGAGGAUCACGUGAGGCCAUGAAUUCAAAACCAGGCUGGGCAGCAUAGGGAGACCCUAUCUCUACUAAAUGAAAAUAACCGGGCUAGCAAGGGACGAAGUGACUUGGAGGUUAAUGCAGAAGGAUGACGAGCUCAGGGUCGCAGGGUUGCAGUGAGCUCUGAUCAUUGCACUCCAACCUAGGCGGCAGAGUGAGACCUAGCCUCAAAAAACAACAACAACAAAAAACGCUGUAAUAUAAGAGACAGCAUUCUCUGUCAUUGGAUUAUAUACAAUAAUCCCUGGCCAGUGUGUUUUUAAAGCAUACUGUUGAUCACCAAUGUGACUAAUGAUUUAAAUCACAUCAGCCAGACGCAGUGCUCACUCUGGGAGGCUGAGGCGGGUGGAUCUCUUCAGGUCAGGGGUUCGAGACCAGCCUGGCCAACAUGGUGACAACCUGUAUCUACUAAAAAUACAAAUAUUAGCUGGGCACACUGGCGCAUGCCUGUAAUUCCAGCUACUUGGAAGGCUGAGGCACAAGAAUCGUUAGAACCCGGGAGGUGGAGGUUGCAGAGAGCCAAGAUCGCACCACUGCACUCCAGCCUGGGCGACAGAGCGAGACUCCAUCUCGAAUGAAUCAAUAAAUGAAUCUUCACGUCAUUUCUGCUAAAGAAAAAGUAAUGUACUUGUGGUGUCUAGAGUUUUAUUGUGAUACCUAAGUCUAGGGAAUGUGGUAAAACCUCCGCAGCAGACCUAAAGCCUGCAAUUCAUGGUUGUGGCCAGAUAUUUUGCACCUGUCCUGUAUCUAGAAAUUGUUUCCGUGACGGUAAGGAAAGCAACUGGUGGAGAAUGUGGACAGUGAAUCCAAGGCAGAGGUUUUGCCCACUAACAAGCAGCUUCUAGCAGGGGAUGAAAGCCAGCCGAGUUCCAACCCGCACAAUAGUGGAGCCUCUCCACGCAGGCUCCACUACCAUGUUGAUUUCAGAAGAAAGUUUCUCGGGAUACUAAAGGAUUUACGGGCAGCUGACACCACUGGAGGAAAACGAAUUCACCUAGGGAACAGGGGAAGGGUUUAAGGUUGCCGCUCCAGGCACAGCUACCGGAAAUCCUAGCUUUUUUUUCUAUCUUCGCGGACAGCGGGCCAGCUCACGCCAGCUGGUAAAGCGAGAUGGCAUUUCCUCCUAGCGGGCGGAAGGGCAGCGCUUUCGCCCAACCAAGAACCCUGCUACCCCGGCUUCUCAACCUGGCUUCCGGUUUUCUCCCCGCCUAUUCCGUUUUCGGCAGUUCCCACUCCUCUUUUCGUCGGCCUUGGUGUUCCGCAAGCUGGUAAAGGAGGGAAAGUGGCCCAGAUGCUAAGUUCUAUGGCCGCCGCAGGAUCUGUGACGGCGGCGUUGCAGGUGACCGAGGUGCUGGAAGCCAUCGUGAGCUGCUGUGUGGGGCCCGAGGGGCGGCAAGUUUUGUGUACGAAGCCCACUGGCGAGGUGCUGCUCAGCCGGAAUGGAGGCCGCCUCCUGGAGGCGCUACACUUAGAACAUCCCAUAGCCAGGAUGAUAGUGGACUGUGUUUCCAGUCAUCUCAAAAAAACAGGAGAUGGUGCAAAAACAUUUAUUAUCUAUCUUUGCCAUUUGCUUAGAGGACUUCAUUCAAUCACAGAGAAAGAAAAGGAUUCUUUGAUGUGUGAAAACAUUCAAACGUAUGGAAGGCAUUGGAAAAAUUGUUGUCAGUGGAAAUUUAUUUCCCAGGCUCUCCUAACGUUUCAGACGCAAGUAUUAGAUGGUAUUAUGGACCAGUACCUAAGUAGACACUUUUUGUCUAUCUUUUCAUCUGCUAAAGAGAAGACAUUGUGUAGGAGCUCUUUAGAGUUGCUCUUAGAAGCAUACUUUUGUGGAAGAGUGGGAAGAAAUAAUCACAAAUUUAUUUCACAGUUGAUGUGUGACUACUUUUUCAAGUGUACGACUUGUAAAAGUGGGACUGAUGUAUUUGAGUUAGUGGAUGACUGCUUUGUAGAGUUGAAUGUUGGUGUUACUGGCCUUCCUGUUUCAGAUUCCAGGAUCAUAGCUGGGCUUGUGCUUCAGAAAGAUUUUUCUAGGUACUGCCCAGCAGAUGGUGACAUACGAAUGGUGAUAGUAACAGAAACCAUUCAGCCUCUUUUUUCCGCUUCUGGGUCAGAGUUUAUUCUAAAUUCAGAAGCACAGUUUCAAACAUCUCAAUUUUGGAUUAUGGAAAAGACAAAAGCAAUAAUGAAACAUCUAUGUAGUCAGAAUGUAACAUUGCUCCUAUCUAGUGUGAGACAACCAGAUUUAGUUAUUUAUUAUGCAGGAGUGAAUGGUAUAUCAGUAGUUGAGUGUUUAUCAUCAGAAGAAAUUUCUCUUAUCCAGAGGAUCAUUGGUCUUUCCCCAUUUGUACCACUACACGCCCUUUCACAGUGUGAAAUCUCUAACACUGCUUUGGUGAAAUUUUGUAAACCUCUUAUCCUUAGAUCAAGAAGAUAUGUUCAUCUUGGCUUGAUUAGCACAUGUACAUUUAUACCACACUGUAUAGUUCUUUGUGGACCAGUUCAGGGUCUCAUUAAACAACAUGAGGAUGCUUUACAUGGAGCAUUUAAAAUGCUUCGGCAAUUAUUUAAAGACCUUGAUCUAAAUUAUGUGACACAAGCUAAUGACCAAAGUGACACUGCAAGUCUUUUUAUUUGUAAGAACAGUGGAGAAAGUUAUAAGGUACCAGAUGCUCAUAAUGGCUCAAUACAGAAGCCUUAUCCGGACACAGUUAUAGAGAACAAAGAUGAAUUGGAAAAAACUCAAACAUAUUUAAAAGCAUAUUCAAAUUUGGCAAUUUCAGAUGUAGAAUUAGAAACAUAUAUUCCAUAUUCAAUCCCCAAACUGACACCAGCAGAUACAUUCCAAACAGAUGAAACGCUGAGAUGUUUGUCUUUGGAAAAAAACAGACUAAUUGGUGAUUAUGAAGCAUUACUCAAGAGUAGUUCCACUGCUUAUUCAACAAGAGGAAAUAAUAGAAUAGAAAUUUGUUAUGAAAAUUUACAGGUCACAAAUAUUACUGGAAAGGGAGGCUUGUUACCAGUGAGCUUCAAGUUACAGAAUAUGGGUACUUCCCAGAGUUACCUUUCCUCAUCUGUGCCAGCUGGUUGUGUUUUGCCAGUAGGUGGUAAUUUUGAGAUCCUGUUACAUUACUAUCUUCUCAACUAUGCCAAAAAAUGCCAUCAAUCAGAAGAAACCGUGGUUAGUAUAAUAGCUAAUGCACUUUUAGGCAUUCCCAAAGUCCUUUAUAAAUCUAAAACAGGAAAGGACAGCUUUCCACAUAUGUAUAUAAGAGCUGUCCAUGCACUGCAAACCAAUGAACCCAUAGUAAGCAGUCAGGCAGGUUUGGAAUCAGUAACUGGUAAAUGCCAGCUGCUAACUUCAGUUCUCCAGUGCUUGACAAAAAUAUUAACCAUUGACUUGGUAAUCACUGUUAAGAGACACCCUCAGAAAGUUCACAGUCAAGAUUCUGAAGAUGAACUAUAACAUUGGAAAUUUUAAAUUAACCAAACUUUUCAUCUUAAGCCAAGUAGAGCAGGCAUGUGACCACUGAUUGUGAAGUCAGUUCAGUCUACUUAGGAAAAUACCAUAACUUUAAAAGUUUUUAGAAGAAGCACACUAAGGUCACCAGACAAGAUGCAAAUAUUACAUUACUUUAUGGGACAAAACUAGUGGGGAAGCCAAGAUUUGGCUAAGUGUAUCAGUUUUUUCCCUGUUUUAUGCCUGUGUCUCAGUUCUGUGUUAGCCUAUGUGUUUAGAGGAGGGUGUUCCUUUAUUGCUCCUUUUUAUUCCUCUGUAUCUUUUUCACUCUAGCCCUCCUUUAUCUUUAUAUGUUUAGUUCAUAGAAUCAUUUAAUCUCUGAUGUGGAUGGGCUUAGUCUAAUUGUUUAUAAUAUUGAAUGUUAUUUGCUUUAAUUUUCCCUACUCAUACUUUAUAAAGCAGUGAGUAAAAGACUCAAAUUUUUUUUCAGAAAGCAUAAAAUUAAUUUUUACUUUUAUAUGGUCAUUGGUUUAUUGCCACUUCAUUUGGAAAACCUUGGAUAGAUUUUCACCUUCCAUAUACCUUUGGAUAUAUGUUAGUUGAAAUAUAACUGUAUUGUGAACUCUUUUAUUUCUUUAGUAAAAGGUUAAUACUAGAAAGGAUAUACAAUUAAUACUUUCGUUUUCUCCUGACCCAAGAGCUUGUAAGGAUAUUUUAUGUAUUUACUGUUUUUUCUUAUAUUUGAUGAAUAGCCAGAGUUCCACAGUAACAAAUAGUUUAUUUAUAUUUCUAAUGUUUAUUUCUAAUUUAUUUCAUUUACAGAUGUUCACAUUUUAUUUUAAAAGCUUAUUAAUGUAAUACCAUGCAUUUUGCCAUGGACAAGGACAGUAUCUUCUACAUUUAUUAGACUAAUGUGUUGACUAAUGUAUUUAAAAACUAUAAUAUCACAAUUUUUAUAUUAAAUAUAAUUCUUGGCUUUUUAAACAUUUAUGCUAUAUGAUACAUUAUUUUGUGUAUGUGAAUAUGGAGAGAAUAAAUUAGCUCUUUUAUGAAAUUCA